GUGGAAUUAUAUGACCAUGUAAAACAUGUGAGAUAUGUGCAGUCAUCGGGGAGGUGCAAUAAAAGUUUGCUAGCUACAAUUCAAAUAUUGAAUAUUUGAAGAGGUAUGCACUGUAGUCCUUUUGACUCAGCCGUUCUCUGCUGAAUAAACUUGUUAAACAGGGUAAGAUUUUGAUUAAGAUUAUGAACACAUCUCCGCUUAAAGUUUUUGAACUAACAAAUGUUUAAAAUUAGUUUCCAAUGUAAGUUUAAUCGAUUUCAUGUGAUCCAAUGUAAUCCAAUCUGUCUUUCAAGCCUAAAACACUAGUAAGGAAUUGCGCCUUAUGAUGAUUGGCCCUCCAAUGUUGAUUAAAUGCUCCAAAUCAUUUCCUUCAUCUGUUUCUGAUACUAUUUUAUGUGGAAAAGGCCAUUCAUCAAGGAAACAUGUAUUAUCGAUGAUUUUGGAAGGCGGUUUCGGCAAAAGAUCCAGAUUUUCGUGUAUUUUGGUUUAUUGGACACAACAGGCACUGAAAUCCCAUAGUCUGAUCAUGUUCAUAACACGUAUCUCUUAAUUUGUAAUAAAGUACGGAGUCGAGCAGGAAAUUCAGGAAACCGACAUGUGACUAAAUUCAAGUGUGGAGGAUUAGCUAUUGGAAUGAGCAUGAACCACUGUAUGCUAGAUGGGAUUGGUGCUAUGGAAUUUGUAAAUGGAUGGGGUGAAGUUACCAGAGGCUUGCCCUUAAAGAUCCCUCCAUUUUUAGAAAGAAGCAUUCUAAAAGCACGGAACCCACCUGUGAUAGAAUUUUCACACCAUGAAUUUGAUGAGAUUGAAGAUAUAUCAAACACAAGCAAGCUCUACGAAGAAGCGGAAGAAGAAAUGCUCUACAAGUCAUUCCUUUUUGACCCAGAUAUGCUUGAACAACUCAAGGAAAAAGCUACAGAAGAUGGAAUUCUAUCCAAAUGCACCACCUUUGAAGUCCUAGCAGGCUUUGUCUGGAGAGCUCGGUGUCAAGCAUUAAACUUGAUUUCUGAGCAACAGACUAAGCUCCUCUUCGCUGUUGAUGGACGGCGAAGAUUUAUCCCUCCAUUACCUGUAGGCUUUGCUGGUAAUGGGAUUGUUUUAACAUACUCAUUAGCUACUGAUGGUGACUUAGUUGAGAAGCCGCUAUCCUUUGCAGUGGGAUUAAUCCAACAGGCAGUUAAAUUGGCUACAGACAGGUAUAUGAGAUCAGCCAUUGACUAUUUUGAAGUAACAAGAGCUAGGCCUUCUUUGUCUGGAAUUGUUCUGCUUACAACUUGGUCUAAGCUAUCUUUCUACACCAUAGACCUUGGAUGGGGAGAACCCAUAUCAUCAGGGCCUGUAUCUUUGCCAGAAAAGCUAGUUAUUCUCUUCCUUCCUCAUCAGAAAGAUAAGAAAAGCAUUAGUUUGUUUCUGGGAUUGCCAGCUUCUGCAAUGAAUACCUUUGAAGAACUAAUGCAGAUUUGAAAAGUCAAGAGGAUUUGUUCUCUUUUCUAGUAUAGAUAGGCAUAUUUACAGAAGUUCUAUUGUUGAACCAUUUGUCAUAAUUGUCUGAUGUAACAGUUCAUUUCCCGAAAGAAGAAUGGAUUAUACGUGCUGCUCCAAACAAAAAGGCUGUGUCAGAUGUAUACUUGCAUUCAUUUCUGAGGCUUUAUGUCAGUACGUAGUUUUCUUCAAUUCAAGAUCAAAAAUAACCUCAGAUCAGCUACCUUCUGAGUUCUAAUUCAUAUUAUUUGUUCAUGUGAUCAUGUGGCAUAAUUCUUAGUCAAAUGGGCGUCUGUACUCGUAUCAAAAGUAAGAAUUUAUACUGUAUAUAUUGAUGUAAGAAAGCCAGAUGAGGCCUUCGAGAUAUAUGCAACUGCUCUAAUUCUCUGCGUUUCAAACUAUGAGAAAUGCAGUCUUUAGGAGCACAUUUUUCCAACAGCUUCCUCAAUAUUCUGUGGAUUAAUCCAUUUUCAUGUGCUUGAAUUAUUUCACUUUUGGUUUUGC
Molecule: messenger RNA, 1986 nt
Organism: Durio zibethinus
Lineage: Eukaryota; Viridiplantae; Streptophyta; Magnoliopsida; Malvales; Malvaceae
Source: RefSeq, a predicted model, not a curated record